AUGAAUAGACCGGAAGUGCUAGAUCCUGCUGUUACAAGACCAGGAAGGUUUGGGAUACAUCUCUAUGUACCACUUCCAAACUCCGAUCAACGAGGUUUGAUUCUGAAAUCUCUUGCGAGGAAGAUUCCUUUAGACCCAAAUGUUGAUUUGGACGCUAUUGCGAGAAGGAAGCGUUGUGAGAAUCUUACUGGAGAUGAUCUUAGAGCUUUGGUUGAAGCAGCUGGUAUGGCGGCUAGAGACGGUGAGAAAGGCUUGAACCGUGGGAUCAAGAUGGUUCAUUUUGAUGAAGCGUUCACUUGCUUCAAACCUUUUCUUACGAAAGAGCAAGUAAGAGAGUACGAGCAGAAAUUCUCAGAGUUUCGAGGAGGCAGGUGA
This is a messenger RNA of Arabis nemorensis, 375 nucleotides long. Lineage: Eukaryota; Viridiplantae; Streptophyta; Magnoliopsida; Brassicales; Brassicaceae. The record is from the annotation of a GenBank genome assembly.